Molecule: messenger RNA, 1245 nt
Organism: Fusarium poae
Lineage: Eukaryota; Fungi; Ascomycota; Sordariomycetes; Hypocreales; Nectriaceae
Exons: 1
Coding region: 1-1245 (414 amino acids)
Source: RefSeq, a predicted model, not a curated record
AUGACCGACACAGGGGGAGCAAUGCUCUAUUCCGACCUUGAACUUGAUGAACAGGAAGAAGCUGCCAACUAUCAUGUGGAGGAGUUGACUAGAAUGGUCAACAGAAUCCAUCCAUCGUGGGAAUUGAACAGAGACGACGUUACUGUCGUGAUGCGAAACACCAAACUCAUGAACAAACUGAACAAUCUUAGACCGAAACAGAUCGUUCAGUAUUUGCAAAUGCAUAUCUACCUAGCCAACUGCUACCUCUCUACAAUUCCUGAGUCGGCCAUGCCAGAGAAACGUAUUGGCAACAUCGACGUCGAAGAGAUCAAGCGCAAAAAUCCGGGAGUCAAGGGUGUACCAAGGCUGCCAGAUAACAAAGUCAGAGAGGCGUUGAUCAGGGAUAAAUUCAAGUGCGUUAUCACGGGGAUGGCCAACCCCGAGGGAGCUCAUUUGUUUCCUCACUCUGCCUUCAGUAAGGACAACAUUGCUAUGACUCGAUACUGCUGGCGUAUUACCGCAACCUUGAUCGAUGAGCAGUUUUUCAAGAAAUACAAAGAAACUGUCAACGGCAAACAAGGAUUCGAAACACCGGACAAUCUGGUAUCUCUCGCACGGCAUCUCCACACAUGGUUGGACCGCGGCUUCUGGUAUUUCCGGCCUGAGCCUAGAAUAGGUACGACCACCGAUUUGAAGUUCUUCUGGCUCCCAGGGGCCUUCAGUGUAGAGGACAACUUCCCAAAGAAGGUGGAUGAUGUCCGUGCCUACAUCAAGAAGAUGACUGAGGCCCUGAAGACAGCCCAAGAAGAAGGGUUCUUAGCCCGCCAGCCCCUUGAGGGUUCGGGAUGGAUCGGAACCCACCUGGAGAAUGGAAUUCUACUGAAGAGCGGCGACGUCUUUACCGUUUCUCACAGUUCUGACCCUCAAGCGUCAUAUUUCCAUGACAUGGUUCGAAUUGGCUGGGCGUGUUCGUCCAUUCAAAACCAGCGAGGAGUUACAAAGGGGAAGGGCUCGCCAAUCGGCAAGCCUUCUAAAAAACGCCGGGCCCCUGACUCCCCCCAGGAUGACUCUCCUCAAGAUGGCGCAGGCGGAGGAGGCGGAGGAGGCGGAGGGAGCGGAGGAGGCGGAGGAGGCGGAGGAGGCGGAGGAGGCGGAGGAGGCGGCGGCAAAGGAGAGGAAAAGAAAGGGACAAGCACAAUAAGGCAAAUGGCGAAAAAAACGCUGUCGCUUGGCAAAGCCCUCGGGGGUAAGGUUGCCAAGUAG